Messenger RNA from Solanum dulcamara, 1961 nucleotides. RefSeq names its product dihydrolipoyllysine-residue acetyltransferase component 5 of pyruvate dehydrogenase complex, chloroplastic. The coding region runs from base 185 to 1591 and encodes 468 amino acids. The transcript has 6 exons. The record is from RefSeq and is a predicted model, not a curated record. Gene Ontology annotation, cellular component: chloroplast thylakoid; chloroplast envelope; pyruvate dehydrogenase complex. NCBI's taxonomy places the organism in Eukaryota, Viridiplantae, Streptophyta, Magnoliopsida, Solanales, Solanaceae. Gene Ontology annotation, molecular function: dihydrolipoyllysine-residue acetyltransferase activity. Gene Ontology annotation, biological process: pyruvate decarboxylation to acetyl-CoA.
UUCCAUAGUGUCAAAACAACCAAAAAUAAAUAAGUUGAUAUUUGCUCACGAAAAUCCACGGGUAAUGUAGUUGAAUCCUCCGCCCACUCUUUCUCUUUCGAUGCAUUCGAGAAAUCCAUUCCCAUAAAACACACACAAAUCUACGCCUUUCUUUUCCUUAAUUCCUAAAAUCAAUUCUCCCAAAAUGUCUCAUCUCCUUCAAUCCACCUUCAUCCCCACCACACCCACCACCCUCCGCCGUUCUUCCGUCUUUCUAACAACCCAUUUGCGUAAAACCCAUGUCGUUGAAUCCAAGAUCCGUGAGAUUUUCAUGCCAGCACUUAGUUCUACUAUGACUGAAGGCAAGAUUAUCAGUUGGGUUAAAACCGAAGGUGAUAAACUUGCUAAAGGUGAAUCAGUUGUUGUUGUUGAAUCAGAUAAAGCUGAUAUGGAUGUUGAAUCUUUCUAUGAUGGGUAUCUCGCUACCAUCAUUGUACCUGAAGGUAGUUCUGCACCUGUUGGUUCUCCAAUUGCUCUUCUUGCUGAAUCUGAAGAUGAAAUUUCUCUUGCGAAAUCUCAAUCUCCGACACCCACUUCUAGUUCCAGUCAAGAAACUCCCGCUGCUACUGUAACCGAAGAGGUUUCUCCGGCUGCAAUUUCAUCAUCAUCUUCUGAUGCUGGGCCGGUGAUAAUGGCGUCAUCGAUACACCCGGCAUCAGAAGGAGGGAAGAGAGUGGUGGCCUCACCAUAUGCUAAGAAAUUGGCUAAGGAAUUGGGAUUGGAUUUGAGGGGAAUGGUUGGGAGUGGGCCUAAUGGGAGGAUUGUGGCAAAGGAUGUUGAAGCAGCAGCUGGUUCUGCUCCUAUUGGUGUUGCUGCUGAGGUGUUUGCAGCGGCGAAGCCAAGUGGUGGUGGUGGUGCACCAGCGGCUCCAGCAGUAGAAUUGGGGACGACUGUGCCAUUCACGACAAUGCAGAAUGCAGUGAGUCGAAAUAUGCUGGAGAGUUUGGCAGUUCCAACUUUUAGAGUGGGGUAUACUAUUACUACUAAUGCCCUUGAUGCUCUCUACAAGAAGAUCAAGUCGAAAGGAGUGACAAUGACAGCAUUGUUGGCAAAAGCCACAGCUCUUGCAUUGGCAAAACAUCCUGUUGUGAACUCUAGUUGUAGAGAUGGGAAGAGUUUCACAUAUAACAGCAGUAUUAACAUUGCUGUUGCAGUGGCCAUAGAUGGUGGCUUGAUUACUCCUGUACUUCAGGAUGCUGACAAGGUUGAUUUAUACUCAUUGUCAAGGAAAUGGAAGGAGUUGGUUGAUAAGGCUCGGGCUAAGCAACUUCAACCCCAUGAAUACACCACGGGCACUUUUACUCUAUCCAACCUUGGGAUGUUUGGUGUUGACCGUUUUGAUGCCAUCUUACCGCCAGGAACUGGUGCAAUUAUGGCUGUAGGAGCAUCUCAACCCACACUUGUUGGCACCAAAGAUGGUCGAAUUGGCAUGAAAAACCAAAUGCAGGUCAAUGUCACUGCUGAUCAUCGAGUAAUAUAUGGUGCUGAUUUGGCUUCUUUCCUACAAACCUUAGCACAGAUAAUUGAGGACCCUAAAGACCUUACUCUCUAGGCUCUUGUCCUCAUUGUGGGAAAUUAGGUCUUUUGUAGUGUAAUUUGCUUGAGUCUCAGCCAGGAGCUUCAUGGAGUGAACAGAAAAUCAGAUUCUAUAACAUCUGAAGUAUCAUAAUUCAGAAGCUGAAUGGAAAUGAAUGGUUAGGUCAUUUUUUCGCUUGGUUAAUCUUUUUUCUUUUUUGUUGAAGUGUAAACUCAUGAGGAUAUUUUUCAUGGCUGCCAUAAAUUAUGGCCUGAUGAUGAGCUCUUUGUUGUCUCAUCAUUCAAAUAUUGUUGCAAAGAAUGUUGCAAAACUUUCAAUUGAUUCUAUAUUUAAGAGUGUUCUGCAAUUUCAGUUGUAUCUGCAGUUCACUAUUGCCAUUAUAAAA